Messenger RNA from Hyaloperonospora brassicae, 1341 nucleotides. The record is from the annotation of a GenBank genome assembly. Lineage: Eukaryota; Oomycota; Peronosporomycetes; Peronosporales; Peronosporaceae.
AUGGGUCAGGGCCAGAGCGGGUUGCCGCGCCAGACGCGCGACGAAGCGGCCAAGAAGAAGGAGGACGCGGCCAAGCAGAAGAAGAAGAAGAAGUUUGAGCCGCGAGGUGGGGCCAUGACGCGCCGGCGCCGCAAGAAACGCGGCCCCGCAGCGGCCGUGCGGAUCCCAACCGUGUACCCCACGGCCAAGUGCAAGUUGCGGCUGCUCAAGAUGGAGCGCAUCAAGGACUUUCUGCUCAUGGAGCAGGAGUUUAUCCAGAACCAGGAGGUCAUGAAGCCCAAGCAGGAGAAGGACGAGGAAGAGCGGUCCAAGGUGGACGACCUGCGGGGUACGCCCAUGGGCGUGGGGACGCUCGAGGAGAUGAUUGACGACAACCACGCGAUCGUCUCGUCGUCCGUGGGGCCCGAGUACUACGUAGGCGUCAUGUCGUUUGUGAACCAGGACAUGCUCGAGCCCGGGUGCUCGGUGCUGCUUCACAACAAGGUCAUGUCGGUCGUGGGCAUCCUGGCAGACGAUACGGACCCGAUGGUGAGUGUCAUGAAGGUCGACAAGGCGCCGCUCGAGUCCUAUGCUGAUAUUGGAGGGCUCGAGUCGCAGAUUCAGGAGAUCAAGGAAGCAGUGGAGCUGCCGCUCACCCAUCCAGAGCUCUACGAAGGCAUUGGCAUCCGUCCGCCCAAGGGCGUGAUUCUGUACGGCGAGCCGGGCACGGGCAAAACACUGCUGGCUAAGGCUGUCGCGAACCAGACGUCGGCGACGUUCCUGCGGAUUGUGGGCUCAGAGCUCAUUCAAAAGUACUUGGGCGACGGCCCGAAACUUGUGCGCGAAAUGUUCCGCGUGGCCGACGACCAUGCGCCGUCGAUUGUGUUUAUUGAUGAGAUUGACGCAGUUGGUAGCAAGCGCUACGAUUCAAGCAGCGGUGGCACGCGUGAAAUUCAGCGUACGAUGCUCGAGCUCCUGAAUCAGCUGGACGGGUUCGAUGAGCGCGGCGAUGUAAAGGUGAUUAUGGCGACGAACGCCAUCGAAAGCCUCGAUCCCGCUCUGAUUCGUCCUGGCCGUAUCGACCGAAAGAUCGAGUUCCCUCUCCCCGACAUCAAGACAAAGCGCCGUAUCUUUGGCAUCCACACGGGCCGCAUGAGCCUGGCCGAGGACGUGGACCUGGAAGAGUUCGUGAUGACCAAGGACGAGCUGUCGGGAGCUGACAUCAAGGCUGUUUGCACCGAAGCUGGCCUGCUCGCCCUGCGUGAACGUCGUAUGCGUGUGACGCAAACGGACUUUCGAAAGGCGAAAGAAAAAGCGCUCUACAAGAAGAAGGCCAACAUUCCCGAAGGGCUUUACCUGUAA